Molecule: messenger RNA, 1662 nt
Organism: Hevea brasiliensis (rubber tree)
Lineage: Eukaryota; Viridiplantae; Streptophyta; Magnoliopsida; Malpighiales; Euphorbiaceae
Product: calcium-transporting ATPase 12, plasma membrane-type-like
Exons: 1
Coding region: 1-1662 (553 amino acids)
Cellular component (GO): intracellular membrane-bounded organelle
Molecular function (GO): nucleotide binding; P-type calcium transporter activity
Source: RefSeq, a predicted model, not a curated record
AUGAAUGUCGCUGAGCUUUGGAUUGGUGCAGAGAUGGUCAGUGAUGCAGCGACGAUUGUUUCUCAAGAAGUACUCGAUGUAUUGCAUGAUGGGGUAGGCCUCAACGUAAAUGGUCCAGUAGAGGAUGCUCAGAUUUGCUGGGUUAGAUUGGCGCUGGGAGUUGAUGUUGAAAAAUUGAAGCAAGAUAGCACCGUCAUUAAAACUGAAGCCUUCGAUUUCCAUAGCGCCUGCAGUUUUACUUCCUUAACGAAGAACAAGGAAAUGGCAAGCGGUAAAUUGGUUGUGCAUAGGCACUUGAAUGGUGUUCCAGAUGAUGUGCUUCCCUCCUGUCGAUAUUACUGUGAGGUAAAUGGAACAGUGAAGUUAAUCGAUGAAGAUCAAAGAGCUGUAUUUGAUAGAAUUUGUCAACAUAUUACUGCCAAUAGUAUUCAUUGCUUAGCUUUUGCUUAUCAACCAGUUGUGGAGUCAGAAGAAGGAGAGGAACAGCAAUUGGAAGAAAAAAAGGAAAUUGACAAAUUCACAUGCAAUGAUGGAUUCAUCUUAUUAGGCAUCGUGGGUUUCAAGAAUCCAUAUCCACUGGAGCUGAAAGAGGCUGUACAAGCCUGCCGUGACGCUGGUAUUGGCAUCAAACUAAUUCUCAAUGAAGACAGAAAUAUAGGCAGGUUCAUUGCUGUCAACUCCGGAAUCAUCAGCCAUGGAGAUUUACAAAAAGCGGUGGUUGAAGCAGCCGAAUUCAGGAGCCUCUCAGAUGAAGGGCGAGAAAGAUUGAUUGAUCAUAUCCAGGUGAUGGUAAAUUCUACUCCAGUUGACAAGCUGCUGAUGGCACAGUGCCUAAAAAAGAAAUUUGAUGCAGUAAUGGUUAUCAGCGACAAUAGUAUGGACUUCCCAUCAUUGAAAGAAGCAGAUAUUGGACUUUUAAUGGGAAGCGGAGGCGAAAAUGCUAUAUGCAGUGAGAAUUCUGAUGAUGAGAUAGUGGUUAUGGAUAGAAGUUUUGCUACUGUUGCUUCCAUUUUAAGAAGGGGAAGGCAUGCGUACAGGAACAUGCAAAAAUUUGUCCAAUUACAUCUCACUGCCAUGAUUGCUGCAGUUGCGGUAAACUUCAUUACGGGGAUUCCCUCCGGAGAAAACCUCUUUUCACCGCUACAGGUUUUGUGGGUUAGCCUAAUCAUUGUUGACGCCCUCGGCGCCUUGGCUCUUGCAACCGAUCAACCUAACCAAAUUUCUUCAUUGCCUAUGCCUUUAAUCCAUGGUGCUGGUUCAUCACUCAUAACCAGAAUUAUGUGGAAAAAUAUUAUGUUUCAAGUUAUAUAUCAGAUUAUCAUAUUUAUAGUCUUGCACAACAAAGGAAGUGAAAUAUUUCAUGUGGAGCAAGCAGUGGUGGAUGCUAUGAUCUUUAACAGUUAUGCUCUGUGCCAGAUUUUUAUAUUGUUGAACGCAAGAGAGAUUGAGAAGACUAACAUUCUUGAGAACCUUCACAAGAACUCACGGUUUUUAUUGGCGGUACUAGCUAUGGUUCUUCUACAGUUCACAUUCAUACAAAUUUUCACACAUUUCAGUCCUGGGGCUAAGCUAGGCCCGCAAAGUUGGUUGGUCUGUGUUGCCAUAUCAUCUCUAUCAUUGCCUAUUGGUUUUGUGGUUAAGUGUACGCAGUUUUAUGGGUAA